UGAAAGUGCUAGAUACUGUCAUUGAUAUGAAAAAAGUGCUUAUCAUUCAACUUCUGAUUUGAUCUCCUAUCUAUCUUGGGACUACUUUUCUAGUUUCCAAGUCUAGAGUAAUCUAUUCUUCUUGACCUUGAGAAGCAAUGUUGGUACAGGGGGAAUAAGGGGUUGGAAGUGGAGAAUAAGAGCUUUCCCCCCUGGUAGGAAGGUGCUAUUAUUAUGCUCAUUUUACAAUUGAGAAAAUGGAGGCAGAGGUGAAGUGCCUUGCCCCAGGGUCAAACAGCUAGUAAUUGUUUGAGAUAUAGGAGAGACUCAGAGUCAGAUCAGCAUUAGAUAACCAAUGUUCCUUUGUUAGUUCUGAUAUUUCCUUCCUGUGUGGCCUAGAUCAUAGGUGUCACACAAACACCCAGAGCCUCAGUUUGCCCCUACUUCCACAGAUCAUUUCCAGGAAAGUAUUUCCCAAACCUCUGAAGUUCUUUGUAUGCAUUAAAUCAAUCAGCCAGAAUCUGUCUCCAGGUUUGUGCCAGGAGCUGUCCACGGUGCUGGAACUCUAGAGGCAAAAAUCACCUAGAUUCUGCCCUUGAAUUUUUCUAUUCUCUUGAGGGAAAGGAACAAAGUAUCCAUUUGCUAAUAUAUAGAAAAUAUGUACAAAGCAAUUGGGUAAGGACACUAAAAAGUAAGGGAAGUGGCCUGUCAUUUGAAAUGAAGGAAGCCAAAAGUUCUAGGAAGCAGAAAUGAGGAAGGCAUACAUUCUAUCUAGCCUCUGUUGAACUAUGGAUACAUGACCCAGGCUUUUGAGUUUUUGUGCUUUGUGUUCCACCCCCACUCUCAACCCUCCUGCCUCCCUCCAGCCUGGAGACCCAGUCUAGAGGCUUUCACCCUGAACUUCACCAUCACCAACCUGUUGUACACAGAAGACAUGGGGCAGAAGGAUUCCAUCAAAUUCAAGUCCACUGAAAAGAUUCUUCAGAAUAUGCUUGGCCCUUUGUUUGAGAACAGCAGCCUUGGUUCCAGUUAUUCCAGGUGCAAACUGACUUUCCUAAGACCUCUGAAGAAUCUGACAGUGACUGAAGUAGGUGUCACCUGCCUCUAUCAGAGUGAUUCCACUGGUCCCUUCCUGGAUAGAGAGAGGGUUUACUGGGAAUUCAGCAAUCAGACUGGGGGCAUCACUAGACUGGGGCCCUAUACCCUCGACAGGGACAGUCUCUUCCUCAAUGCUCCUAUCCAGACCACAAUCCCUUCAAGAAUUUCCUCAGCUCCUUCACUACUGACCAAUUCCUCAGCAUCUGGCAGUUUUAGCCUGAAGUCUUUCACCCUGAACUUCACAAUCAACAACUUGCUCUGCACAGCAGACAUGGGACGGCCAGGCUCCCAAAAGUUCAAAGCCACUGAAAGAGUCCUACAGCGCCUGCUCAGCCCCUUGCUUGAAAACAGUAGCCUUGGCUCUGACUAUUCUGGAUGCAGGCUGACCAUGCUGAGGCCCGUACAGAAUGGGACAGCAACCAAAUUCCUGUGUGGCCACUGGAAAACUCCCACCACCCCUAGCCUGGACAGGAAGAAGAUUUACUGGGAGCUGAGCAAUCAGACCCAAGGUAUCACCAGGCUGGGUGCCUAUACCCUGGACAAUAAGAGCCUCUAUCUCGAUGGAUACAGCUAUCAGAUGAAUCUUUCCUCCUCCACAAGUGGUGAGUAUUUUCAUUCUGGGAACAAACAAAGAACACCACUUGUCUGUCCUGACCCUGUUCUGAUAGCAUUCUAGGAAGAAGAGGAUGAACCAGCAGUGUAAAAGAGAGAGGAAGACAUCAUGUCUUCUGACUCCUAUACUUCAGUCUUUCCCAGUUGACUCAGUGGCCAAGCCCCAAUGGGGUGUCAGUUUUACCUGUGUCUUAUACACUCAAACCUUCCAUGUCACAUGGGUAUUUGGUCCACAAUUGUUAAAUAUCCGAUUUCUCUUGAGCUGUGGCACUAACAACUCUGACUCCAACUCCACUGUCAAUUUCUUUUUACUUUUUUUUUUAACUUUUAGCUUCUGUCUUAGAACCAAUACUGUGUAUUACCACUAAGUAGUAAAGGCUAGGCAAUGGAGGUUAAGUGAUUAGCCCAAGGUCACAAUGCUAGGAAGUGUCCAAGACCAGAUUUGAACCUAGGACCUCUUGUCUUUAGACGGGGCUCUCAAUUUACUGAGCCACCCAGCUGCCCCCCUCCACUGCCAAUUUCCACAGGUAUGGUCUGCCUCUGUUUUCAUUCAUUCUUUGGAAACUCUUGCUGCCCUUAACUGUGAGACAGAGAUAAGAGAUGUUCAGAUCACAGAUUUAGAGCUGGUAGGAGACUUUCAGAUCAUCUAGUCCAAUUCCUGGUCUCAUUUGACAGUUGAGGACACUAAUGUCCAGAAAGGAACAGAGGCUCAAGGUCAUAUAGGUAGGAAGCAGGACGGCUGGGUUUGGAACCCAGAUCUCCUUUCUCCAAAUCCAAUAUUCUUUCUUCUGCAUUGCAUUGCAAGAGAUAUUCCUCUGAUUUAUGGCUAGAGAUUUCAUGAAGGAUUCAUUAGUGAACAGAUUCUGCUCAGUUUUCCUUUGAAGAAGAAAUUGGAGUUUCAGCUAGGUGUCCUUAAUGAUGGUGAUGAUGAUGAUCAUCAUCAUUGUCUAUCUUUUAUCUAGGAUUUUAAGGUUCUCAAAGUACUUUACAGAUAUUAUCCUUUGGAUGUUGGACUUGAUAGACUGAGAGCCCAUCUUGCUCCAGAAUGUCUUCUAUUUGAUUCUAGAGGUGAUAGAGAACCACUGGAGCUAACUGAAUAAGUACAUGACAUGGCUAGAUCUUUACUUAAGGGGGCAUGAUAGAGAGCAAGGAUACUGGCAAGUCACAAGCUCACCUCAGCGCUAUGGAACAGAGGAGGAGGAGGAGGAUAAGGAGGAGGAUUCAGAGGUUGGAAGUAUUUCUGUCAGUCAUAGACCAGGCACCUCAGCUCCUUUUCUUAUGCCAACCUUCCUCACAGGAGCUUGGGCAUCCAGCAAAGGCACUGGAUCCCAUGGAUUAAAUCAUUUGGUGAACUAGUGCAUAUUGAAUUCCUCUCCUAUAGGGCCCUGAGGUUGUACAGAGCAUCCACAGCUGCUCUGAGUUCUCUGCUUUUAAGUACAAGAAAUUUCUGCCCAUCUUGAAACAUUUUCCUUUUUUUCCGGUUUUAGCACCAGACCCAGCAGUAGCACCUGGUUGUCCCCUGUGGGCCACAGAGCCUGGAGGCUCCCAAGCUGCUAGUUUAAGCUUCCAGUCUUUCACCACCAUUCCCGAGGUGCUGUACACAGAAGAUAUGCAUCUUUCUGGAUCUGACAAGUUCAACUUCACCAAAAGAACCCUGCAGCAACCUUUGAAGAAUGGCUCAGCAAGUGGAGUGAGUUGCCUGUGCACACACAAAAGAAACCACAGAAGCUCAUUCAGAGACCAAGAGAAGGGUUACUGGGAUGCAAAAAGAGCAUUUCACUAAGCUGGGCUUUUCCUCCUCCCUUGAAAGAGCCAGUCUACUCAAUGAUGAGGAGCACAACAGAAUCCCCAGCCUUUUCCUCUAUCCUCAUGCUACUUUCCCCUCCUCCUGCUAAAUUUCCAUUCUGAUUCUGACCUUAAUGUUCUCUCAAAGAAUCAUUAUUUCUCAAUACCCUUUUAUUACACCAAACACAGAAAAUAAACCCGGCCCCUAUCUACUUUCCUGUAUUUUCUUUCAUUUGGGAUUUUCUGGGUUAUUGUAUUUUAGGUGAAAAAACAGAGACAUCUCAGUUUCC
Messenger RNA from Monodelphis domestica (gray short-tailed opossum), 3764 nucleotides. The record is from RefSeq and is a predicted model, not a curated record. NCBI's taxonomy places the organism in Eukaryota, Metazoa, Chordata, Mammalia, Didelphimorphia, Didelphidae.